Athene cunicularia (burrowing owl) is the source of this 515-nucleotide messenger RNA. RefSeq names its product ribosomal protein L31 (gene RPL31). Lineage: Eukaryota; Metazoa; Chordata; Aves; Strigiformes; Strigidae. Gene Ontology annotation, cellular component: ribosome; cytosolic large ribosomal subunit. The transcript is spliced from 5 exons. Gene Ontology annotation, molecular function: structural constituent of ribosome. The record is from RefSeq and is a predicted model, not a curated record. Gene Ontology annotation, biological process: cytoplasmic translation. Bases 98 to 475 code for a protein of 125 amino acids.
GGCGCAGUCUGUCGCCGCCCGCAUCCCGGAAGAGCUCCUCGCUCCCACAGGCCCUUGCGCGUUCCUUUCCGGCCCGUUCCCGGCUGGCGUUUCUCAGAUGGCUCCUGCAAAGAAAGGUGGUGAGAAGAAGAAGGGGCGCUCUGCCAUCAACGAGGUGGUAACCAGGGAAUAUACUAUCAACAUUCACAAGCGGAUCCAUGGCGUGGGCUUCAAGAAACGGGCACCACGUGCUCUCAAGGAAAUCCGUAAAUUUGCGAUGAAGGAAAUGGGUACUCCUGACGUUCGCAUUGACACCAGAUUGAACAAAGCAGUCUGGGCUAAAGGGAUAAGGAAUGUUCCUUACCGUAUCCGUGUGCGUUUGUCCAGAAAGCGCAAUGAGGAUGAAGAUUCACCAAACAAGCUAUACACACUGGUUACCUAUGUACCAGUGACAACGUUCAAAGGUCUACAGACAGUGAAUGUGGAUGAAAAUUAAACUAAUUUUCAUUACAAUAAAAGGAUAAAAAGAAAGUUUA